This is a messenger RNA of Dichomitus squalens LYAD-421 SS1, 2556 nucleotides long. RefSeq lists its product as uncharacterized. The coding region runs from base 33 to 1208 and encodes 391 amino acids. The record is from RefSeq and is a predicted model, not a curated record. NCBI's taxonomy places the organism in Eukaryota, Fungi, Basidiomycota, Agaricomycetes, Polyporales, Polyporaceae. The transcript has 3 exons.
CGAUCUCGUUGUGUCGACGAGAGCACCUGUUGAUGCCUUCACCUACUCUUCCUAUAGAGCUAUGGCUCCAAAUAUUCCGCUGGGCGACAUUAGAUACAUGGACGCAUGCGUUGUACGCAACCGACUAUAGUCCAUUCGAGGCUAUCAACGUGAACAUCGGAACGGCCGAGAGCCGUUACACCAAACGCGCCCUUGUCUUCGUAUGCAAGCGGUGGAGAAGAUGGGCGACACCUCUUCUAUACGAGGAUAUCUUCAUUCCUCGUACGUACCCCUCGCUCUACCGCAUGCUCCGCUAUGGCGAAGAUUGGGGAGACGGGUUCAUAAUCCCGCCCUGCGCAAACCUCGUCAAGCGAGCGCAACUCCCGUACUCAAGCACGGUAACCUCCUCCCCACUCGCCCUCAAUGCACUCAGCGUAAUCAAGCUGUGCACAUCCCUCGAAGUCCUCGUGCGGAUCGCAGACACGCCCUCCCCAGUCGCCUACGACUUUGCAACAGAUUGUCCCUCGCUUCCCUCUUUGAAACGAUUGGACUGGUGGCAUUCGAACGAAGCUGCGCGCAGCGGCGGUAUCAACUCUUUGGCACACGUCCUUGGUGUUGCUCCUAAUCUCACAUAUCUCUCCAUUGGCGGCGAGAUCUGGCCGAACUACCUGAACACCCCUCCCGUCCACCUCCCACACCUUACCACAUUGCGUUUCCGGCGCGUGAACGCAUUCUUCGUCCUCAAGCUCUGCCGAUGGCAACUCCCCUCCCUCGAGAACGUCCUCUUCGAUCACGUCCCUGGCCCGGAGCUGUUCUGGCCGCUAUGGGCCGCGUACGGUGGGCAAGUGCGCACGAUCGAGCUCGGGUUGAGCCUGAAGUUCUACGUGUUGGACUUCCUGGACUACAUCUUCGCGGGCUGCACGGGGCUCGAGAAGCUCAACUUCUACGUUCACUUCACCCACGUCGCACCUAUCAACCGUCCACAGGAGUCGCUCCGGAUCGUCGGAAUGCACGGGCACCCGAACUCGUUUUACCGUGUGGGUAGCGGCGAGUACUGGGCCCAUCUCGAGCGCCAUUUCCUGGCCUGGAGUCAGCCGGCUUUCCCGGCCCUCAAGACUGUUGUGCUGUAUGGGGAUUGGAACGCCGUUAUCAACGAAGAAGAAUUCGAUCGCGUUGCAAAGCCUUUACGUGACAAGGGGUGCACGAUAGAGGUCGCGCGGGAAACAUGACUGCGACGGAGUCUAUAAGUACGGUCGUUAAGCUAUACAUGAUGGGUAUGAGUACGGGGUAUGGGUCCGGGAUAUGAGGCCAUAUACGACUAUGUGAUCUAUCCGGGCGACGUGUGCGGCUAUCAUGUCUCUUCUAUACUGUACUCUAACUACUCGGCAUCCAGGUAUACAAACUAGUCAUAUCAAAUAGUUUGGUGGAGCAUGCUAUAUGGUUACAGGUAGAGCAUAGGAAGUGCAUACCACAAGAGGACAGACAUGCGAUGAGGUCGUCUCGGGACAUCGGACCGAUGGGAAGAACAACGACCGGGCAAAGCCAGAAUGCCCUUCAAGACUGGCGCCGCUCGCGGGAUGGCGGACUCGUGGGAGACAUUGGAAAAGGAUCAGCAGUACCAGGAGAGAUGGAGGGAGGAGGUGCGACACGGUGCUCGAGUUGAGUGAUCAGCUGAGGGAGCUGGUAUCUGGGGCGAUAGGAUCCAGCCACGAAAGUAGUUGGCCCAUGCGCUGACACGUCAGUCCAAGGCGGUGUGGGCUGUUGCAGAUGAGAGACGCUUCGGGUAUAUGGAGGGGGUGCUGAAUAAGGUGGCGGGGCUGCCACAUAGGAUGGGAACGGACGUCCGAUGAAAUGAGUUGUAUUGGUCGCGUGUGCCGCCGAGGAAUUCCGUGUGCCAGUGGGCCGUAUACCGCUCGUAGGAGUAGGCACUUGAUGUUGAGACUCGUACAUGCUAGGACGCUGAAUCGACGUCCUGACAGGCCGCUCGGGGGUCGAUGCAUAGAACUCUUCAUUGCGUCGGCGCCACUCAUCCUGCCGAGACUCGAGCUCCCGACAGGAAGGACAUAAGGCGUUCCUGGACUGGCAUGCAACGCCACGACUUUGCGGGGAAUUGUAGUCAUCGUAAAACUGCCGCCGGCAUCUUGGACAGACAGACAUCGUGCCCGUGUCGGGGGGGCGCCCAUUCCAGGAAGGGGGCACGUCAUACAGGAACGGCGGCCCUGCUACACCGAGGCAGGGCGACCCUGAAUUGGAUCGGCGCUCAGGAUCCAUAGAGAAGAUGAGGUCUGAACUGUGUCCGCUAGAGCUUCUCGCUGGAGUGUGAUGUCGCCAACGAUGUCCUUGACUGAAGUCCGAGUCGCCUUGCGAGGACCCGGAGUGUGCGCUACUACCUGGGGAGGGCGACCUUCUUCUGCCCGUAGGGAUCGGUCGCGACGUCGUCGUAUGGUACGAGGACAUCCGAUUUACUGCGAAAGUGGUAUUUCCUAUGGCAAACGGGCGGAAGGGACCGGGGGAGCUCGGGCAUCUGCCCUUGCCUUUCUGUCAUUCGCCCUCGCCCUCUCUUGCGGUUCCCAAAAC